UGGACGGGGUCCUUGGGCCGCCUGUCUUGAAGACGAAGGGGGCGUCUCCCCAGCUUCUGCGGCGUCGGUGGCGAGCUAAGGAGGAGGCACGCUGCGGCAGCGACGGCGACAGUGGCGGCAGUGCCAUGGCGGGGCUCGCAGGAUCCUUGCUGCCUUGGUGAUCCCAGGCUGACAGCCAGAGAGCACAGCGGCUCAGCUCCUGGAGAGAGAGUCGAAGAAAUCGGAGGGCAGCCACCUGUGCCUGCUGGCUCCCAUUAGGUCGGUUCCUGCAGCGGUGCCUGGCAGCCUUGGUGAAGGCCCUGCCCGGCAGAGAUCAUGUAUUGCCUCCAGUGGCUGCUGCCCGUCCUCCUCAUCCCCAAGCCCCUCAACCCCGCUCUGUGGUUCAGUCACUCCAUGUUCAUGGGCUUCUACCUGCUCAGCUUCCUUCUGGAACGGAAACCUUGCACAAUAUGUGCCUUGGUUUUCCUGGCAGCCCUCUUCCUCAUCUGCUAUAGCUGCUGGGGAAAUUGUUUCCUGUACCACUGCUCCGAUUCCCCACUUCCGGAAUCAGCCCAUGACCCCGGAGUUGUGGGCACCUAACAGCUGCUGAAAUAGCUUUCCGAGGAAGCAGAAGACGGGAGGGGAGGCAUUGACAUAGGUCAUAAAGCAUUGGAGUUUUGAAUCCCGCAGCCCUGCGGGUGCCACAUUCCUAAUGGAGCCUUUUGGCCUGUGAUGUUUUAUCCUUAUAAUGUGAAUAAUGGCACUGACCGGUGCUUCUAUUGUAGCGUCCUGUAGUCGUGGGUGGUCUUAUGGUUGUGCGUUCUGUCACCAUCUGGGUCCCAGCUGACGGAUCGGCCCACCUCCUUGCCCAUCGUUUUGGAGAAUCUACACCCAUCCUGGUCAGCCACGCUCGGGCAGAUACAAUGCUAGUCUCAUUGUCACCUCCAUGACCCUUCCUCAUCAGGAUCGUCCUGCUUCCCUCCUCAGUCCCUUUCCCUGGUUUCCCCUUGGUUCUCUCCCACCCCUUUCCUUUUGGGGGAAGCACCUGUCCAAAACAGGGCUUAUUUUUGCACUUAUCUCAAAUUUGAAGAGAUUGCUGACGCCCGAGAGCCUCGCUUUUUCAUCCUUCUUUCCCGGUCAAGCAGGAGAGAGGAAUCAUGUCUCAACUGCUUGUUGUCCACAAACCUCCAGUAUUUUCUCUGCCUCAUUUUAAAGAAAGAAGCAGUGGAGAGACAUUGUUCUUUGGCCUGGGUGUCUGGGCUCUUGCCUUCCAGUCCAGCCUCUCUCCCUUUGCUCUUCCUCUGCCUCUCAGCCGUCCUAAGGGGGCCGCCUCUUGUUUGCAGUGCAUGCUCUUCAGGAGGGAGGUAUGCAGUGUUCUUGUAGAUCAGUGGUCCCCAGUGAGUGAAUGAGAAAGUAUUAUGUGUUUCAUAGCAGCCACAAUUCCCUUGGUAGUUGUUUGGGUAUUUUUUGAUGUGCUCUGUAUAUGUGUGCACGCAUGUGUGUGAGAAUGUGUGUUUGUGUGUGUGUAUGUGCAUACAUAUGCAUACAUGUACUAAUACAUGUGUAUAUUCCUUUUGAAGAAGCUUUACUGAAUGUGUUCUGGUUUUGAGGUUUGGUAGUAGUAACUAGCUAGUAGGUCCCACUGCAGUUUUUAUUUAGCAUGGGGAUUGCAGAGUGACCAGCACAGUGGACUCCAAGGUGGUUCAGACAAGACCCAGGGGAGCAGUGGCCAUCACCCUCCUACCAGGAGCCUCUUCGUUCCUGCACACAUAGACUGUACACUAUGAAGAACACACAGGACGACUUGGUGACUUGGUACUUGUUUUAUAUUCUCUGCGCUUCAGUAACAAGUGUUGGCAAAUGAGACUUUCCUGGUCCCUGCCCACUGGGAUCAGCAUGGUGGUUCUUCCAGUCGGAAAUGUCCUCUCUUGUGUGCAAGUGAGGGUGGUGAGCCAGGCACAGAACUGGACGCAAGCACUGGGAAGUGGGACUUCGAGGCCACAUUUGUGAAACGCUCGGACUUCUGUUAUAAAAGCUUUUAUUUCCGGUGUGUUCGUUCUACAGCUGUUUGAAAUGUUUAAUAAAGCUUUAUAAACUUUA
Arvicola amphibius (Eurasian water vole) is the source of this 2079-nucleotide messenger RNA. RefSeq names its product BLCAP apoptosis inducing factor (gene Blcap). Lineage: Eukaryota; Metazoa; Chordata; Mammalia; Rodentia; Cricetidae. The transcript is spliced from 2 exons. The record is from RefSeq and is a predicted model, not a curated record. The coding region runs from base 316 to 579 and encodes 87 amino acids.